CCCUGUUCGGAUGGAGAUCAGCUGUUGGCUGCUGGGAGGCAGGAAGUGAUGCAGGAAAAUGUCUCUAAUGUAGCUGCGCUCAAUGACUAGAAGGGGAAGCACAAAGAAAUAGGCAGCGUUACUCCGAGUUUCUUUUUUCUCACACUGAACUCGACUCUAAAUGGACUAGAAGACAAACUCCGACUCUCGGCGUUUUUGCGUAUUUUUUCCCUAAAACAGGAAAACAACCAACUUUGGUGUUAAAGUUUUCUUUCGCCUGCUGUCCCCGCUAGUUAGCUAGCUCUCUACGAGUUUUUGCUCCACUUCAGGGUUUCGACCAACUUAUUUAACUUCUUUGUUGCUUUUUUAAACCCUCUUUUUCGGAAUGAUGUACAUUGAAACCACUCAACACGUAAUUUUCCGGAAAGGUUUGGGAAUGAUGAGGUGUCCCGUUCUGCUUGACUGCAGCGUUGCUGAUGUCAAGGUCGCAAUGAUGGAGCAGAUCUGAAAGACGAUGCCCUCUGAAAGACUUUAUGGUUUUUAGGUUUGACAGUUGAAGCUUUGGCAGAUCUGGGAAAGGCCUGAGGGUAUGUUGAGGCAUCUCGCCCGGCCAGAGAAGAGGUGUGUGGGCGGUUCGGACGGGGACUGACGGCGAGGAGGACAGAGACGAGAGACAUGGGCCAGUGUGUCACCAAGUGUAAGAACCCGACGUCGUCUCUGGGCAGCAAGAGCGGAGACAAGGACAGCGCGUCCAAGUCCCACAAGCGGGUCGACAGCGCCAGCGGCGGCGUGCACAAAGACGACUGCAGCGCCCCCUCUGGCAAAUCCACCAGCGAGCUGCUGAAUGGCACCAAGGCCUUAGAGGUUACCGUGGAGACGCCCGUCAUCUCCGCCGCCAUGAGGGAGCCGUGCAGGGAGGACGGCGACGGGCUGUCCAUGGCGCGCAUCGACGAGCUGUUCGCGCGCUACAAGGACGAGCUGGAGGACGCCAUCUUGGAGGAGGGCAUGGAGCGGUUCUGCAACGACCUCUGCGUCGACCCGGCCGAGUUCCGGGUUCUGGUUCUGGCCUGGAAGUUUCAGGCAGCCACCAUGUGCAAGUUUACACGGAAGGAGUUUGUGGAGGGCUGCAAGGCCAUCCGGGCGGACAGCAUCGAGGGCAUCUGCUCCCGCUUCCCCUUCCUGCUGCUGGAGGCGCAGGGCGAGGAGAGCUUCAAGGACCUGUACCGCUUCACCUUCCAGUUCGGCCUGGACGCCGACGAGGGCCAGCGCUCGCUGCAGCGCGACAUCGCCAUCGCCCUGUGGCGCCUCGUCUUCACGCAGGACAUGCCGCCCGUCCUGGAGCGCUGGCUCGACUUCCUGGCCGAGAACCCGUCGGGCGUGCGCGGCAUCUCCAGAGACACGUGGAACAUGUUCCUGAACUUCACGCAGGCCAUCGGGCCGGACCUGAGCAACUACAGCGAGGACGAGGCCUGGCCCAGCCUCUUCGACACCUUCGUGGAGUGGGAGCUGGAGCGCCGGAAACGAGAGGAGGAGGAGGAGGAGGCGGCGCUGACGAAGGACGAGGAGACGGACUGCCCCGCCUCAAACGGGCCGGACGCCGAGGGAAGCCGUGGCGCACAGACGUGGGGAGGCCACUGACCUCAGAACCACACAUAUUUCUAUCAGAGGGAAGAAUAUGAUCUAUAAGUGAAGCAGACUUCUGGGAAUUAUUAGUAUUACCAUUUCAGCUUUUGGUUUCGCUCCUGUUCGGUUCCUGCACUGCAAAAAUAUAAAACCUCACCCGUUGAUUUUGGUCCAGUUUCUACUGCAAAUGUCUUAAUCCGCCUGAAACAAGAGAAAACGAACAUGCCCAACUAUGUAGCUCAAUAUAAUUCAUUAAUAUUAAUGAAAAUGUUCCAUUGGCAGAUAAUUUCACUUUUAAUGGCAUUUUCCUCAUUUUCUGAGUGAAAUAAAGGAAAUGACCUUCUACAUCUUA
Poecilia latipinna (sailfin molly) is the source of this 1954-nucleotide messenger RNA. It is a transcript of the gene dcun1d3, whose product is annotated as defective in cullin neddylation 1 domain containing 3. Gene Ontology annotation, biological process: protein neddylation. Bases 655 to 1617 code for a protein of 320 amino acids. The record is from RefSeq and is a predicted model, not a curated record. Lineage: Eukaryota; Metazoa; Chordata; Actinopteri; Cyprinodontiformes; Poeciliidae. Gene Ontology annotation, cellular component: ubiquitin ligase complex. Gene Ontology annotation, molecular function: cullin family protein binding; ubiquitin conjugating enzyme binding; ubiquitin-like protein binding. The transcript is spliced from 5 exons.